AUGAUUCGGUAUGUAGAAUAUGUUUUUGACAAUACAACAAUCAUAAAACAACGUCCACCUGACACAUUCUUAAACCUGCAGUCUGAAUCGGUUAUUGAACCACCGCUGAUGAAUCCUCAACAGAAGCGGAUCAAGUGGAUGGAGAGAAAAACUAAGGGCAAGAAAAGAAAAAAGGAAAAAAAAGGCGGGAAAACGAUACCAUCGGCCAAAGAAGCAUUAAGUUUGGCCCGAUAUGAAAUAAACUUGGGAUCCGUAGAGAAUAUGAAGCACCGGAAUAACUGUAAAGCUCAGCAGUUCAAACAACGGAUCAGGAUGGACGGAUGCAUCACAAAAACAAUAACGAACAAGUUUUGCCACGGGACUUGCCUGUCGUUCUUCAUACCACGAUUGCGACCGCGAAAACUAAAACUUCGUUCGAUAUUUCACAGCUGUUCGGCUUGCGCCCCAUCAGAAUACGAUUUAGUUAACGUGAAACUAGAAUGUCCAGAACUAGACACAAAGUCUGUCGUACGACAAGUCUAUAAAAUCAAAAAGUGUUCAUGCAAAUCGGUAGAGGUUGACGUGACUAUGCCAACUGACAACGAAUCCCUCAGUGAGAUGACUUAUAAAUAA
Enterobius vermicularis (human pinworm) is the source of this 612-nucleotide messenger RNA. The record is from the annotation of a GenBank genome assembly. NCBI's taxonomy places the organism in Eukaryota, Metazoa, Nematoda, Chromadorea, Rhabditida, Oxyuridae.